Messenger RNA from Mixia osmundae IAM 14324, 2937 nucleotides. RefSeq lists its product as uncharacterized. The coding region runs from base 192 to 2825 and encodes 877 amino acids. Gene Ontology annotation, cellular component: nucleus. Gene Ontology annotation, molecular function: histone H3K79 methyltransferase activity. Gene Ontology annotation, biological process: DNA damage checkpoint signaling; DNA repair; regulation of transcription regulatory region DNA binding. Lineage: Eukaryota; Fungi; Basidiomycota; Mixiomycetes; Mixiales; Mixiaceae. The record is from RefSeq and is a predicted model, not a curated record. The transcript has 5 exons.
ACAUUGCCGAUUGACACAGCUGGCAGGAGUAGUGUCGACUGAUCGAACGAAGCCGGCGAGCCACGAAAGAAUGGCAUGGUCUGCUGCAGUGAGCUUGUCGUCAUCCGCGCGUAAACUCAGCUCGUAAGCGCGUUUUAUCAUCGACAUCGACCGUGACGGAGCCUCCCUCUUCCGCACCAGGUCGCUAUCGCAUGCAGCUCAGCAAGCUACUGCUCAGUGAGCAAGAUGCGCAAGAGCACGGCUUCUUGGGCACGCGCAGCUGGGCAAAGACUGCCUGGACGCCAGCACAGCAAAACGCCAACAGCGGUCUUGUCGCGUCGUUGCCGAGUACAGAGCAGGCUGCCGAGGCGCGGGUAGGAGUAGUGCCGGCGAGUACGGCCUGUGUACAAGAUGCGAGCCGCAUGGACUCGAUCGAUCACGCGUCGACGGGCCUCGCUCAACGGUCGAGGCUCGAGCAGAGUGUCCAAAUCGAGCCCGUCAUCACUUUGACGAGCAAGACGGGUCGCAAGCGAGGUCUGACCGAGCUCGAACGGCUUCAGUAUGAUUACUUCGCCGUCAGAGAGGGGAUCCAACUCAAGGACGCCUUCACGAACGUCUGCGAUCGAGCAAAAGCGGCCUCGAGAGCGAGACAGGCGCCCUCCAGGGUGCCCGUCACGCUGACUGCACACCUCCCGCUUAAGCAGAAGGCACAGAUGAAGUUAGUCGCAAGCGCGUCGGUGCCUGUACUUGAUGCCGAGACGCUGGAGCAACUCACAAUUCGCAAAAAGUCACCAUCGCCGGUCGUCCACACAACAAGUCCAGUCGUGGUCACAGCAGUCGCAAAGCCUGUGUCGGCGAGCACGACGGCAAGCUCUAUGGGAUCGCUUAAGCCGCACAAGAUAUCAGCGAGCAGGAAAGCCAGCCAUGGCAUAGCAAAAGUGGCAAGUCGCAAGAAAGGCCGACGGAAGCCAUUCAAUAGCGCGAAUGACCGCAAUGAUUAUGAUGAUGAUGAUUCAGCGGUCGACACUGCCAUCAGGGGAAGGAGCAAGCUGGCUGCAUCUCUUCGGCGAAGCUGUAGCCCAACGAGCUCGAUUGCUAGUUCUGCCAUGUCGACAAAUUCGUUCCGAUCGGGCUUUUCCAGCAGACCUGCCCCUCGAAAGCGGGCUCGCGCGUUCUGGGGGCGACCGGGCUCAGACUUUGACGACGACGUGCUGACGACAACGACACCGGCAAGCAGAGCAAGAACCCCGCUGACAUCUGCCCACCCCUCCGAUGAUGAAGCUGCAAGGCGUAGCGCGACGCCUGGCAUACUCGUCAAACGACCCGUAGCUGCGCUCGAGGACUACUGCUCGAUCGAUGCCGACUUGUGGCACAGCAAGCGACUCGUCGAUAGUCACUCCCAUCUAUAUACCCAAAAUCUGCAAGACCCACAGAAUCCGAGGGCACCCGUUUUCAGCUGGUUCGGUGCCGAGCGGCCUGUCGUCAGACUAGAAUACCCUGCACGAGGAGCAAGCGAAGAGUUUGUGCUCGUGCCACCUAAGCGUGACGGUGAGGAGUACUCACCGCUCGUCGAUCUUGUCGAAGUUAUCGAGUUGGUGCUCAAAUACUACCUGACUCCCGACCAAGCUGUCGACGCCUUCUAUAUCGAGCCGGUGCGAAUCGGUGAUAGUGUCGAACUUGUGAGCAGAUCAGAGACUCCUCCGCCUUUGUCAGAUGCUCUCGAGACAGAGACGAUCCUGCCUCGUCGCGAGAGUUUCGCAGAGAAGCUCCGCAAUGCGGAAGAGCGACGUGAUGGACCGGCUUUGCUCGGGCUCAUCGGAGAGUACAAUCGAGCGCUUGUGGAGCUCAAGCAGGACGGACAUCUUCGCAAGCAGAUCAUGGGCAUGCAAGGUGUAGAGUACGAGCUUUGCUGUAAGAUCAGCGAUCAGUGCUACGAGCGAAGAGUCGGGCCAGAAUCACAUACCCUACGGAGAGCGCUCGGCUUUUCGUCGUAUACCUAUGGAGAACUUCAUGCACCCGUUCUCCGUGACAUCUUUGCUGUAACGGAUUUGGGACCUGGUCAGGUCUUUGUCGAUCUAGGUUCGGGUGUCGGCAAUACGCUCAUCCAGUCUGCCAUCUCGACGGGCUGUGAUGCAUAUGGCUUCGAAUAUGUGGAGAAUACGGCCAGAUUGGCAAAAGGCAAUGUUGAGGAAGCACUUCGACGGAUUCCCAUGUGGGGUCUGCGGGCAGGCCAGAUCAAGACCUACAAGGCCGACAUUCGACAGAAUGACCUGAUAGAAGAUCCCAGCAUCGAAGGUGGCCAACUGCGCAUCUCGGACAUAUUGCAGAGAGCCGAUGUCAUCGUACGUUCCUCUGAUUUUCUGCCGGGCGGGGUCAGGCUCAUUCGUCUGCAGCUUGUGAACAACUACAUUUUCUCGGCAGAGCUCAACGACACGCUCAAGCUCCGCUUUUUGGAACUCAAGGAUGGUGCUCAGAUCGUCUCGCUCAAGCCGUUUGUCAGCGCAGACUUUGUCAUCAGCGACCGCAACAACGGGAGCCCGGAAGCCAUACUCAGAUGGACGGGCGAAUAUGCCUACAACGCCGACAAUGUCUCUUGGGCGGGCAGCCAGGGUACUUUUACCGUUGCCAAAGUCGAUCGAGGUCCAGUGCAAGCGUUUAAUGCGCGACAACCCAAGCGCGCCUCUCGCAAGCCGGGCUUCUCGUCGCCGCUUGUCGCUGCAGGGUCACGUACGCCUGUGCCCAACAGCAGCAAGCUGAAGCCGAGUUCGACGGAUCAUGCAGAAGGCUUAGGGCAGAAGAUGGUGGAACUGACAGAUGAUGAUGCUGUACAACAGCUUGCUACAUGACAUGAUGACAUGCAGAGGACCCUUGUUGCUAUCUGGGAAUGCUGAUGGCCGUCAGACGGCGGCCUCUUGCGGUUGCGGUUGAGCGGUCUGCGGCUUGGGUGAGAUGGCUUGG